Molecule: messenger RNA, 420 nt
Organism: Talaromyces atroroseus
Lineage: Eukaryota; Fungi; Ascomycota; Eurotiomycetes; Eurotiales; Trichocomaceae
Product: Histone H2A.Z
Exons: 3
Coding region: 1-420 (139 amino acids)
Cellular component (GO): nucleosome
Molecular function (GO): structural constituent of chromatin; DNA binding; protein heterodimerization activity
Source: RefSeq, a predicted model, not a curated record
AUGGCUGGCGGUAAAGGAAAAUCCAUCGGUGGAAAGGGCGCCCCUGGCAAGGAUGCGGCGGGGAAGAAUCAAAAGUCUCACAGCGCAAAGGCUGGCUUGCAGUUCCCAUGCGGUCGUGUCAAGCGUUUCCUCAAGAACAACACACAAAACAAGAUGCGCGUUGGUGCCAAAGCUGCCGUCUAUGUCACAGCCGUCCUUGAGUACCUAACCGCCGAAGUCCUCGAGCUGGCAGGCAACGCAGCCAAGGACCUCAAAGUCAAGCGUAUCACACCGCGUCAUUUGCAACUCGCCAUUCGCGGUGACGAAGAACUCGACACUCUGAUCCGCGCCACCAUCGCCUUUGGUGGUGUGCUGCCUCGUAUCAACCGCGCGCUGUUGCUCAAGGUCGAACAAAAGAAGAAGGGCAAGAUUGAUUCUUAA